This is a messenger RNA of Dama dama (fallow deer), 1185 nucleotides long. It is a transcript of the gene TAF9, whose product is annotated as TATA-box binding protein associated factor 9. The coding region runs from base 156 to 953 and encodes 265 amino acids. Gene Ontology annotation, molecular function: protein heterodimerization activity; RNA polymerase II general transcription initiation factor activity; transcription coactivator activity. The transcript is spliced from 3 exons. Gene Ontology annotation, cellular component: transcription factor TFIID complex; SAGA complex; transcription factor TFTC complex. Lineage: Eukaryota; Metazoa; Chordata; Mammalia; Artiodactyla; Cervidae. The record is from RefSeq and is a predicted model, not a curated record. Gene Ontology annotation, biological process: RNA polymerase II preinitiation complex assembly; DNA-templated transcription initiation.
CCAGCGCAGCGAGGACCAUGUUGCUUCCGAACAUCCUGCUCACUGGUACACCAGGGGUUGGAAAAACUACGUUAGGCAAAGAACUUGCAUCAAGAUCAGGACUGAAAUACAUUAAUGUGGGUGAUUUAGCUCGAGAAGUUUGAUCACCGGAUAUCAUGGAGUCUGGCAAGAUGGCUUCUCCCAAGAGCAUGCCGAAAGAUGCACAGAUGAUGGCACAAAUCCUGAAGGAUAUGGGGAUUACAGAAUAUGAACCAAGAGUUAUAAAUCAGAUGUUGGAGUUUGCCUUCCGAUAUGUGACCACAAUUCUAGAUGAUGCAAAAAUUUAUUCAAGUCAUGCUAAGAAAGCUACUGUUGAUGCAGAUGAUGUGCGAUUGGCAAUCCAAUGUCGUGCUGACCAGUCUUUUACCUCUCCUCCCCCAAGAGACUUUUUAUUAGAUAUUGCAAGGCAAAGAAAUCAAACCCCUUUGCCAUUGAUCAAGCCAUACUCAGGUCCUAGAUUGCCACCUGAUAGGUAUUGCUUGACUGCUCCAAAUUACAGACUUAAGUCUUUACAAAAAAAGGCGUCUACUUCUGCAGGAAGAAUAACAGUUCCACGGUUAAGUGUUGGCUCAGUUACUAGCAGACCAAGUACUCCCACGCUUGGCACACCAACCCCGCAAGCCAUGUCCGUCUCAACUAAAGUAGGGACUCCAGUGUCCCUCGCAGGGCAAAGGUUCACAGUACAGAUGCCCACUUCACAAUCCCCAGCUGUAAAAGCGUCAAUUCCUGCAACAUCAGCAGUUCAGAAUGUUCUAAUUAAUCCGUCAUUAAUUGGGUCCAAAAAUAUUCUUAUUACUACUAACAUGGUCUCAUCACAAAAUACUGCCAAUGAAGCAUCAAAUGCAUUAAAAAGAAAACGUGAUGAUGAUGACGACGAUGACGAUGAUGAUGACGAUGACUAUGAUAAUUUGUAAUCUAGCCUUGAAGCAUGUAACAUGUAUACUUGGUUUUGAAUGUAUUGUACUGAGAUUAAACAUGCAUGCUAGAUGUUUCCAUGUUGUGUUCUAGAAAAAAUAGUAUUUAAUGAGUAAAUAUGCUUACUAUACUUUUCGAUUGAGCUGUUGUGUUGGAUUUUCUUUAAUAGGAUUAGUAAUGGUUUCUCGUCAGCCUUUAAGUGUAAAAAAUAAAGUUGUAAUUCAUGUUUAA